This is a messenger RNA of Malassezia globosa CBS 7966, 2229 nucleotides long. RefSeq lists its product as uncharacterized. The record is from RefSeq and is a predicted model, not a curated record. Bases 1 to 2229 code for a protein of 742 amino acids. Gene Ontology annotation, molecular function: protein binding. The transcript has a single exon. Lineage: Eukaryota; Fungi; Basidiomycota; Malasseziomycetes; Malasseziales; Malasseziaceae.
AUGACGCCUGCCUCAGUAUCGCCCUUACCCCCGUGCAAAGCUAGAGCAGCCCCACACCGGGGCAUUCUUCGUGCCUGUGCACCCUUGGUCAGUGAUUCUCUAUGGGCUGGUCCAGAGUGGCUCUACCAUGUCAAUGCACGCCUAGCUCAAAAUAAUGUAUCUGUCAAAGUACCAGUGCCUGAGGGCAAUCUUUUCGGCAACGUGCUCCGACGAUGGAGUAAGAAGCAGCCAGAUGUUCCGUUUGAGUCCGGCGACAUCUUGAGCGAUGCAUUGCGGCGCGUUCAUUUUCGCACAGAAGAUUUGGCGCAUACAUAUCCCAUCUCACGAACACUGGCGCCCGGUGAAGAGGCGGCUACACGCGAGCGAAUCGAGUCCGAGGCACAAGCGCGUCUAGAGCGACUGUGUGGACGGCCUUGGACUCCUCGAGAACUGCAAAGUUUGUACAGGGUUUGCUGCCGAGCACGAGAAGAUGUACCUCACUCGGAAAUUCUCGCUGUGCUGGAGCAAGCCUCAUCAUGGCCACAGGCGCGAGUGCGUGCACUCGAUUUUCGCGACAUACCUCUGGCACGUAUCGCCGUGCCUCUCGCAGAUUUGUUGUGUGCACCCACUGGCGUCCAAGCGCUUCUGCUCGAACGAUGUGGUCUUGACUCUGAUGCCAUGCGUGCCGUCGCAUCAGCUGUGUUCCUCGGGCAAAGUGUACACUCGCUCAUUGUAGCUGACAAUCCAAAUAUUCAGGCUCAAGGUUGGCGCUCAGUCAGUGCACUCAUCGACGACAACCGCGUUCUUCGGCACUUGGAUGUAUCGCAUAACAACUUCUCUAGGUCGUCGCUGCGUGUGCUGCUUACGCCACUGGCCCAUCGUCGCUCUUUCUUGCACAGUUUGCGACUCGACGGAUGUGCGUUGCGUCUUGUCCAUCUUGAACUCGUUGCAGAGGCCGUGCGAGCCUCUUCUCUAAAGCAUAUUUCUCUACGACAAAACGCCAUCUCAUCCGUCGGCUCACAAGCUCUAGCACACAUGCUGUGUGACUGGGACCCGACCGCUUUGCCUGCAAUGGAGGAGAUGGAACAGGUCGGCCUCGUGGCAGUAUCGACGCCCGAGGACUUGUACGGCAAUGAAUCACAGAACCACGUUGUAUCAUCUUUACUUCACGGCACAGACGCCCCAGGCGCUGUUGAACGAGCCGAACUUCGUCAGACUAUUGCCGCGCGCGCACAGGCAUUCCAGCAUGCCCUUUCCGAGAUACCUUGCUUUGGCCAUUUACUGACGCUGGACUUGAAAUCCAACGGACUCAAUGAUAAUGAUAUGUCUGGUGUUGCUACCUCUUUGCGACGCAACCGAACAUUGCGCGUCUUGUCAUUGGCAGACAACGCCAUCACACAUCAUGGGCUUGCUCUUCUUGCAGAAGCUUUACGCUAUAAUACCAACUUGGAAACACUCGACGUAAGCGCCAAUGCGUGCUGUGGGCCCGAUCUGACCGGGGUAUUGCGCCUUCGUGUAGCUUUGGCCAUUCACCCACACUUGAAGCGAGUAAACCUCUCCGGUACACACCUUGCUGCUGAGGGCGCACUUGCUCUUGCCGAGUGUCUCCCGGAUGCGGAGAACAUUGUCCACCUGGAUCUUACAAAGAACCCCCUCGGACUCGUCGGCAUGCUUGGUCUAGCUGCCGGCGCGCGCCGAAACACCUCCGUCCGAUGUAUUGAUGUUUCCUUAGAGGAUACCCCCGAGUUUAUUCAGGCCGCACGCGAAGUAUACCUGCGGUGCGCGACAAAUGCACAAGCAGCACAGGACCAGGUUCCUCCGGGUGUCAAGAUUCAACGCCCGCUUGACAAGUCGGAACUUGCCUGGGCUUUGCAUCAGAACGAACAAGGGGGUGCAGCUGAUUCAAGUCAGCCAGCGAGCGAGACGGAGCCUUCCGAAUACUCUGAAUCGCCCGAUUCCAAAGACGGAGAUGAAGAAGACGAAGAGGAGCAUGUUACAGACCUGGGUCAAAGCGAGGUGGAAGGUGUUCAAAAGCUAGAUGGUUGCAUCAAGCAAGAGGUUGGCGAUCAUGGCGCUAAGGACAAUGAGUGUGACGGGUGUCGCGGACAAGAUGUCACACUCAGCAUAAGACCGCUGAAUACGCUACAACAGGAAAACAACAUGGCAACGAAGAUGAGGCUGUCCUCAUGCCUGAUGUAUCAACUACUGUUGCACCAUCAGCGCCAGAUGAUCGCGCUCAAACUCUCUUGA